AUGUCUUCUUCCAUUUCUUCUUCAAAACAAGAAUUCAAUUUUUUUGAUGUUCAGCAAAUUAAAGAUCCAAACAAUACAAAUGCAACUCCUGCUAUUUUUCAAAAACCAGAUAUUACAUCGAGCACUAGUGGUCGAUAUGUACAUGUUGUAGACAAAUCAUUUAAUGUACAAUCUUUCUUAGCAUAUGAUGGAGGAAGAAUCACACAUAUGAAACAAAUUAAACAAAAGAAUAUCUUAGUAACAAUUGGCGAUGAUGAUCCUCCUGCUAUUAAAAUAUGGGAUCUUGACAAGCAAGAUAAAUCUAAAGGAACUCCUGCAUGUCAACGAACAAUUAAAGUUAAUCAUGGUGGUAAACCUUUUCCUGUAUCAACGUUUGCUGUACUAGAUAAUCUGGGUCAAAUUGCUGUUGGUUUGGCCAAUGGUGUGGUUGUGUUGAUUAAAGGUGAUUUGUAUAGAGAUCGUCAUACAAGACAAAAAGUAAUACAUGAAAGGCUUGGGUUUAGAGAACAUUGGAAAUCAAUUAUUUUAUUCAUUGUUACUACAAAUAAGAUUCUAACUUAUGUAACAACCAGUAAAUUACCACCUACUAUUCUUGAUGAUCAAGGCUGUGGUUUAAAUUGUGCUGUAAUGAGCGAUACCACACAUGAAAUGGUUGUUGCUAAAGAUGAGGCAAUUUAUUUCUAUGGACCUGAUGGACGUGGAUCUUGUUUUGCUUAUGAUGUUACUUGGUUCAAAUCAUAUUUGAUAAUCGUUGCACCUCCAGUUUCUCAACCAACCAGACUUACAACUACCACACGAUCGGCUUUAUCAAUACUCCCAGGAAGUUCUCAACAUCACCAGCAGCAGCAACAAUCAUCUUCAACGCUUUAUGAAUUAACAAAAGUAACUAUCUUUGACACUGCAAAUAAAGUUAUUGCAUACAUGGGAACUUUUUCAUAUGGUGUCAGAACAAUUACUUGUGAGUGGGGCGAAAAAGAUACUCCAACUAAAUUGGAAAUAUUAUUCAAAAAAAACUUGUAUUUAUUAGCCAUUAAUCUUGCACAUAGUCAAAAAUAUGACGAUACCAGUAUUUCAGAAAUUUUUAAAAAAUACGGUGAUCAUUUAUACAAUAACGGGGAUUAUGAAGGUGCAAUGACUCAAUAUAUUCGUACCAUUGGUCAAUUAGAGCCUUCUUAUAUUAUUCGAAAGUUCUUGGACGCCCAAAGAAUUCAUAAUUUAGUAAAUUAUCUUCAAGAACUUCAUUCACAUAAUUUAGCUAAUGCAGAACAUACAACGUUAUUACUUAACUGUUACACCAAAUUAAAAGAUGUAGCGAGAUUGGAUCAAUUUAUUAAGACGGAUAAUGAACUUACAUUUGAUUUGGAAACUGCUAUCAAAGUUUGUAGGCAAGCUGGUUAUCAUGAACAUGCUGUAUAUUUAGCAAAAAAAUUUGGUGAACAUGAUUUAUAUUUGAAAAUACAAAUCGAAGAUGUUAAAGCAUAUGAAAAUGCAUUGGAAUAUAUAAGAAAGUUGGGUCCAUUCGAGGCGGAUCGUAAUUUACAAAAAUAUGGAAAAAUACUUCUUAAUCAUCUACCAGAACCAACCACCAAACUUCUCAUUGAUCUUUGUACAAGCAGUAAUAAUCAGAUUAGUGGAAUCAAUAAUAAUAACAGUAGCACCAGCAACAGCAAUAAUAAUAUAACUGCAUCGUCGUCAUCAUCAGCUAUGAUAAAUGGUCAUUCUUAUUCUGCCAAUGAUAAAGUUUCUAGUGUUUAUAGGCCACCGCCAAUUCGCACUUUUAUGUCAUUGUUUGUUGAUCAACCAAAUUAUUUAAUUCAAUUCCUUGAACGAGUGUCUGAGAAACGUUGGGGAGGAUUUGGACUGUCACGUAAAUCUAAUAGUAGUAACGACGACAGCGACAAAUCUUCUUCAACAGCACAAUUAAAAUCAAAAAAUUUUGAUUUAUCUAAAAACAGCAAUAACAAAAAUUCAAAAAAUAGAGAAUUGGAUGAUAAAGUUGUAGAGAAAAAAGCUGUAUGGAAUACACUUUUGGAACUUUAUUUAUCCGAAGCAUAUUUACCACCCGUUAUAACAACUAAAGACGCUAAAGGAAGAAAGUUAGGUGCCCCAAGUACUUUUGCUGUUUCAACUGAAACAGAACGUAUUAAAGAGAAACAUAUAAGAAAAGAAAAAGCAUUGAAUCUAUUAAAAGAUGAAGAUGUAUCAUAUGAUAUAAAUCAAGCAUUGGUUCUUUGUUACUUGGCACAAUAUGAUGAUGGGAUUGUUUAUCUUUAUGAAAAAAUGAAAAUGUACGAAGAUAUUUUAAGAUUCUAUAUGGCCAAAGAUAAUACGGAAAAGGUCAUUCAAGUAUUAGGAAAAUAUGGUCAACAUGAACAAUCCCUAUACAUAUUAGCAUUAACCUAUUUUUCAUCAUCACCAACAAAUUUGGAAUCAUCAUCAGUUGAAAUUUUACGAAUACUUGAUUAUAUUGAUAAACAUAAUUUAUUGCCUCCUUUACAAGUUAUUCAGGCACUUAGCAGAAAUUCACUUGCAACUUUGAGUAUGGUUAAAGGAUAUAUGGGAAGGAGAAUUGAAAGUGAACGUAAGGAAACACUUGCAAAUCUUAAAAUGAUACAGAAUUGUCAGGAAGAAACAAUAACAAAAAGAAAAGAAAUUGAAGAACUUAAGACUGUAGCUCGUAUUUUCCAAGUUACAAAAUGUUCUGCUUGUCGUGGGUCACUUGAUCUACCAGCUGUACAUUUUCUAUGUCGACAUUCAUUUCACCAAAGAUGUUUACCUGAAACAGAUCGUGAAUGUCCUCAAUGUGCUAUUCAGAAUAGAGAGAUACUAGAAAUUAGAAGAUCACAAGAAAUUUGUGCUGAUAAACAUGAAUUAUUUUUUGAUAUGUUGGAGAAAGCAGAAGAUGGAUUUAGUGUUAUAGCAGAAUAUUUUUCAAAAAAUACAAUGGCAUUUGCUAAAGUUAUUGAUUAA
Messenger RNA from Entrophospora sp. SA101, 2970 nucleotides. The record is from the annotation of a GenBank genome assembly. NCBI's taxonomy places the organism in Eukaryota, Fungi, Glomeromycota, Glomeromycetes, Entrophosporales, Entrophosporaceae.